This is a messenger RNA of Micropterus dolomieu (smallmouth bass), 3358 nucleotides long. RefSeq names its product amidohydrolase domain containing 2 (gene amdhd2). The transcript is spliced from 12 exons. Lineage: Eukaryota; Metazoa; Chordata; Actinopteri; Centrarchiformes; Centrarchidae. The record is from RefSeq and is a predicted model, not a curated record. Gene Ontology annotation, biological process: N-acetylglucosamine catabolic process. Gene Ontology annotation, molecular function: N-acetylglucosamine-6-phosphate deacetylase activity. Bases 378 to 1598 code for a protein of 406 amino acids.
CGCUUCCCCUCCUGUUGUUCUACAGACUCAGCAGACUUGGAUCAAGUACAACCGCUAGACAAGUACAUUAACCCGGUGAAACACUACUGUGGUUAUUCUUUGACUGCUAAUGUCAAAACAGCUGAAGGGAAAUAUGGAAUGCACGGUCGCCGAACUCGCUUAAUAAAUACGCUUGUUUAAUGUAGCCUCGCUCGCCCUGCCCGUAUUUUUGUGGAAGAAGAGCGACGUGGUGACGGUUGAACAGUUGAAUUUUACCUGGAGUACAUUUUCUAAUGUGCAUUUAGUGUAUGCCGAGUUGACAACUGGAUUCUACCAUUCUCACACGUCUUACCUUUUUCAUUCUCAAGCCCUUGUGCGCUCUCCGCUGAGAGUAAAACAUGCCGACCAACAAAUCAGUGUCCGACGCUCCCAUCACUCAGUUCAUCAACUGCAGAAUACUGAGAGACCACCGGCUGCAGAGAGAGGACCUGUGGGUGCGUGAAGGGAGGAUUUUAGAUCCGGAGAAGCUGUUCUUUGAUGAGCAUGGUUACGCCGACAAACAUGUGGACUGUGAAGGCAGCAUCAUCGCCCCGGGCUUUAUAGACGUUCAGAUAAAUGGAGGAUACGGCAUCGACUUCUCUCAGGCCUCGGAGGACGUCGGCAGUGGAGUUUCUUUUGUGGCCAAAAAGAUCCUGGAGCACGGCGUGACGUCCUUCUGUCCCACUCUGGUCACCUCCCCUCCUUCUGUCUACCACAAGGUUCUGCCUCAGGUGAAAGUUCACAACGGAGGAGCGCACGGUGCUGGAGUUCUUGGUUUCCAUCUGGAGGGCCCGUUCAUAAGUGUGGAGAAGAAAGGAGCUCACCCGGAGCAGUUUCUUCGUACCUUCCAGACCGGAGGGAUCGAGGACCUGAUGGAGGCCUACGGCAGCCUGGACAACGUGGCCAUAGUGACGCUGGCUCCUGAGCUGUCCAGGAGCCAAUCAGUGGUGGAGGUGCUCUGCCAGAGGGGCAUCACUGUGUCCUUAGGUCACUCUGUCUCCAACCUGGCCCAGGCGGAGGAGGCUGUUAAGCACGGAGCCUCCUUCAUCACUCACCUUUUUAACGCCAUGAUGCCCUUCCACCAUCGGGACCCUGGUAUAGUGGGUCUGCUGACCAGCGAUCAGAUUCCUGCAGGCAGGACAGUCUACUAUGGCAUGAUAGCUGAUGGGAUCCACACCAACCCCGCUGCCCUACGUAUCGCUCACAGAGCUCACCCUUCAGGUCUGGUGUUGGUAACAGAUGCGAUCACAGCGAUGGGUCUUCCUCCCGGUCGUCACACUCUGGGCCAGCAGGUCAUUGAGAUCCAGGGUCUCCACGCUUACGUGGCAGGCACCACGACCCUCUGCGGCAGCAUAGCCACGAUGGAUAUGUGCAUAAGGCACUUUAAACAUGCUUCAGGCUGCAGUGUAGAGGAAGCUCUGGAAGCUGCCUCGCUGCAUCCUGCUCAACUUCUGGGUAUCAGCAACAAGAAGGGAAACCUGGACUACGGUUCAGACGCAGACCUGGUUUUGCUCGACGACGCCCUCAACGUCAGAGCCACCUACAUUUCCGGAGAGGAGGUUUGGAGAAAAGGACCAUAGAAGAAGAAGAAGAAGAAGAAGAAGAAGCCUUAACCAGACCGCUGGGAACUUUGGUGCCUUCAGGAGACUCGGUUUACCACAGAAACACAAAUCUGUUGAAUGUUUUAAUUCAUCAGAACAGGCAGUGAUCUUUAUCUCCAGUUGCUCUACAUCCCCUUUUCUCCAUUCGUCAGUUAAGAGUUUGUUUAGUCAGUCGUCUGUCAGUCAGUCAAACACUUUGGUCCAGGGAAAACAAAACAAAACUACAAUCCGGGUUACUGUUGAAAUGUUGUACAGGACUUCAUGGUCCUCGGAUGAUGAUCUCUAUUGACCUUGGGUUUCGUCCCGCCACUAUGUGAAACACUUUAGUUCAUGACGCCUCUAAAAUACUGUACAACUCCCAUCAGCCUCAGCUGCACUUUCUCAUAAAUUCAAUUUAUGUUCCGCUUAGAUAGGAAGUCCAACUCAGACUGAUGAAAGCUGGUUUACUGCUGAGCCUGACAAGCGGAGCCACAUUUGGACAGGGUUAAUAUUACAGCAGCAGGCGGGUAAUUAAAUAUUUAUCACCCGACUUCCAUCGUAAUAAAAGUUUCAGCAUUUUAGCCACUGGCAGAUGACUGGAGCUGGUUCCGUGACAUGCUGCCUAGCAUUGAUUGUUAUGUACUGGUAAUUAUUUAGCAGCAAUUUAAUUAUCAGCUCUGACAGCUGCAAACUACUUACAGUAAGAAAGAGACCGCUGCUACUACGCAUCACAAUAGGUCGGCUGUAGACCAGGAAAGACAGAAUCCCAAGGGCACAUUUACUGAACUGGUCUUGUUCUUGGAAACUUUUUCCUUCAUUGCCUGAGUGAUCGAUCCUUAAAUAACUCAGUAGCAGUAAACAGCUCCACAGUAUGUGUAAAAACUCAGAUAUACAUUUAAAAUGUAAAGCUUCUCAGGAAAAUCAGAAGGUAGUUGGGGCUGUAAACGUCCAAAUGUGGCUCUAGAUGUCCUAAAAAGGCCACCGUACAGAGGAUAAACCUCUUUUAGAUGUAGAUUAAGAACUCAACCUUCCCUCUAACUUUUCUUUUCUCGUUCUGUCCAGAAAUGUUGUUUUCUUCAGUGUAACGGGCAUUAUGGCCUCACAGGACUGCAGGUUUGGCUACAGAUUUGUAGUCUUGUUGGACCGAGGGACACGCAGCAUCUUUGAAUCAAAUAUCAUCCAAUUCUGAAUCCGGCUCAUCGUGUUAAUGUUCAACGUUGUGAAUGUCUUUAUGUGCAUAGACGACGUGACAGUUUCAGGAUGUACGAAUGAUUAUGCACUUACUGUGAGAGACAAGGUUGUCCUGCAUCCAGAGGCUUUACACUUUAUUUUAAUCACGUUACAUAGUUUUGGUAUUAAUUUGGAAAAAUCAACUUUCAGUGAAUGUUACUGUAGCAUGACUGUUCUUCUUCAAAGCAAUAAUAUUUGUUAUAUUAUGUGUUGUUGGUGUGGAUUUCUGUUCUUGUACUGCAGUAAAGUAGGACUACCUACACGGUAUACAUACAGACACACACAACCACCAGUCAAAAAAAUAUGAUAUAUGAUAUAUACAAUUGUACAACUAAAGCUUCUGACGGUGCAAUAACAGGCUGUUCCAAGGUGUUUACUGUAGAAUUGUGUUUCAAGGCUUCAUUUCCUUCCACUGCCGCCAACGAAGGUAAAGACCAAAGUUUAGUUGGGCAAUACUGAGAAAUAAUGUAAAUUUCAGACAUUUGCAAUUUUCAGGGAUAAUCAAAUAAAGUCAAAUGAACUUGGGUUAA